Pogonomyrmex barbatus (red harvester ant) is the source of this 13023-nucleotide messenger RNA. It is a transcript of the gene Vps13B, whose product is annotated as vacuolar protein sorting 13B. Lineage: Eukaryota; Metazoa; Arthropoda; Insecta; Hymenoptera; Formicidae. The record is from RefSeq and is a predicted model, not a curated record.
UAUCCAACUCCCUAUCCAAAGAUUAACUAAACCAAAGACUAACUUCCAAGAAAUGUUGGAAAUUGCUUAGAUCUCUCGAUCGUCUCAAAAUAGAUCUCGGAGCAUUACAAUUUUAAGCGCCUCACUUAUUACAAAUUCCAUUUCAUAUCUACAUACGUCGGCGUAAGCAUGACAAUUGUGCUAUAGCGACGCACGCAUGAUGAUUAUGAUGCUUAUGAUGAUUAUGAUAAAUAUUUAGAUACCGCGCGCGCAUGCCCAGAGGACGCUCGCGAUUGAUGCGAUUCGCAUCAAUGCCGUGGCGGCCUAGACCUAGACGCGAGCGGUACCAUAUUUGUAAAGAAAGGUUAGCAGAAGAGAGUCGUACGCGUGUAUGGAUCGCCCUAAGGCAGGACCCACAAGCGAGGCUGAAAUUUUAAAUUGAAAGUUACACUCGGCGAAAAGAAUCGAUGCUGUCGUUGCGUUUGCUGCGCUCGCGACGAGAAACGAGAAAUUCGUGCAACAGUUUCGUGACGUGUCGCGUGGCUUGUCAUCUGACAGGUGCGAAUCAGCUGUGUGAUUCGGGAGUACACCGUUCUACCACGUUGAUCUCUUGUAUUUAUAUCGUUCUGCAUCUUGGCAUUCUAACGAGAUAUGAAUGGUCAUUCCAUUUGGAGAGACUCGAUUGUGAAUAAAUUUGUUUUCUUUCAAGCUUCAACAAGAUAAUUCCAUUUAACCCAUUUCCUCCGCGCGCGCGAAUUACUGAACGAAUAAACGAUAACGUCAAUGAUAAGAUACACAAUUUUACGUCAGUUUUACAUUGAUUUUUCAACAAAUUCAAUCCUAUUCUCACGUGAGAUUGACGGUUCUUGUAAAUUAUGUUUUUCGCCUAUCCAUGUUGGAAGAGGAGUAAAUCUUUGUUUUUAAUGGCACAACACAUACCUAUAAUUAAUAUCUGCUUAUUAUUCCUUAAGCACAACUCAUGUAAAUGUAUAUAGCACUAUCCUCUUUGAAUUUUAUUUUGUAUAUAAUAAUAUGAACAAUAUCAAGUUAAUUUCUAUCUAAUCUAAUCCAAUCUUAUAUCAUGAAUUUUAAACCAAGUCUAUCUUGCAAUUUUCAGACAAAUCUACAUGCCUAUAUCAAAAUAUAUAAUAUUUACUCCAAAUCAUUUCCUGCUUCCUUAUUGCAUAAAAAUAUAUAAAUGAUGAUAUAAAUUAUAUGACAUAUUAUUAUUAUGAGAAAGCAUUUUUGGUAAGGCAAUGGUGAUUUUUUUCAAUUGAGAAAUUCAACGAAACUAUGCUAGAUAUUUUACUUCACCGAACACAAUGUUUAAAUUGGAAUCCUACAUAACACCAGUAAUUCUCAGCUAUGUAGAAAAAUAUGUAAAAAAUUUUAAGCCAGAACAGUCACAGGUAUCUUUGUGGGGCGGAGAUGCAUCAUUUCAGAAUUUGGAUCUACGAUUAGAAGUAUUGGAGGAACAACUUAAUCUUCCAUUUGUCUUUGUUAGUGGUCAUAUUCAUGAAUUAUUGAUACACGUUCCUUGGGUAAAAAUUACAUCUGAGCCAAUAGUUGUUACUAUUAAUACUAUAGAGUGCAUUUUAAAAUUGAAAGAUGAGAAUUCCACAGAAACUAAUACAGCGACGAUACAAAAGAAGAAAGAGAUGGUACAAGAGGAAGCUCCACCUGGAUAUAUCAAAAGUAUAGUUACAAAAGUCAUUAAUAAUAUUACCAUUCAUUGCAACAAUCUUAUCUUGAAAUAUGUGGAGGAAGAUAUUGUGCUUAGUAUAAAUGUCAGAUUUUUAAGUAUGCAAACAGUUGACAAUAAAUGGGAGCCAGCAUUUGCCGAAGUCAACACUCAAGAGGUAAUGCUUAGGAAAGUUAUUACUAUCCAAGACUUGACAUUGUGUUUAGAUAAAAUGGAUGCAUCAGGAAAAAUAGAAAUAUAUCAGGAUCCCGUUUUGUAUCGAUGCUCAAUGACAAUCCGCAUGAUCAUAAAUUAUCACAACAACACUUUAAAAAGAGCAUCCAUCACAAGACUCGAUCUUCAUUGCGAGAAAAUGGAAUUUAGUAUGACUGAACAACAAGUACCGAUGCUCCUCAGACUGAUAGCUCUAAUAAUGGCGUUACAAACAAAACAAUUUCCACCAAUCAAAGAAAAAUCUUCCAUUACUAUGGAUGAGAGAGAAGAUGUUGCACAAGAUGAUACAAAUCAGCUAACAGGAACUUCUACAGAUGCGGUUGGAUGGGGUGGUUGGGCUUGGGAUAUAGUAUCAUCUGUUCUACCCGUUGAUAAUAAUUGGUCUGCUGAACAACAAAUGGCAUAUUCUGGUCAUACCAUACAUUUAGGUCUUUAUAUAGAUGAUGCUACUUUAACAUUUAAGACUGUUGAAAGUGUCAAAGAACAGUUAUUUUAUAAAUCUCGAAAACUUAGGUACAAAUCUUUUUUAUCACUUCAAUUAAAUGGAGUUGUGAUAGAUACUUUAAUUCAAGGAAUUGCAAUGACGACCUUCCAAAUUGGAAUAGCGUACGUACAGCUUUAUCCACGAGGCACAUGCAGCUGUGGGUAUCUAGAAGUUGCUGAUGGUGUUCAGCCGCCUCUUUACGUAACAGCUGGGAAUUUGAAUAUUGAUUAUUUAAAAGAUUCAUUAUUUGAUAAAGAGGCCGCAGAAAAUAAGGGAAAGAAAAGAAAUUACAAGCCAGGAAUAGAUCAUUAUUUAUCAACAACUUCAAUCGAAAAAUUAUUAGAAAGAUGCCCAGCGUUUGUAAUGGAUUAUAUUUAUUAUGUGGAAUUACCCGAUGACAUAACUCCUGAAAAAUUGCUCGAAUUUGGAUCAAAUUUUGAAUACAGCAAUUUUCAGGAACACAGAGUAGUAAGAUAUGUAACUGGAGAUUUAACAAUCAGAUUAUGUUCUGGUAUUUUUCAUCGUAUUGAUACUAUUAAACAAGCUGCAGCAAAGUAUGAUUAUAAUCCCUAUCUUAUAAUAAAACCAGAUCCUCUUAUCGAUGAAUUGCCUCCAGUCACAUUGGAAGAAUAUGAGGCGCUCAGAGAAAAUGUAUCAAUGACAGAAACAAAAUUUGUAUUGAAAAGAGCAUCGUUACAAAUACAAUUGGCAGAUCAUUGCAUCGUAGGAGUGCCACGGCAACGUAAAAUUAUCGAAACUCGAACUACGCCAUUAUCUCCAGCUCUUACGGAUGAUCCUUUUGUAAGCAUUGAAUGUGAUGAAGCAAUUGCCACUAUAAUACAACCAAUGUAUCCAUUUAGACUUGUGGCUUGUGCAUCAAAAUUAACAGAGCUAUCACCAGAAAUGUUUACUCAAUGCCAUGCGAAUACUGAUAUACAAGUGACUGGAGCAAAAAGUCAACUUCACUUAACAAAAACUUGCGAUACUUCAAUAGUAAUACCUUACUCGGUCGAAGCUUCUUCAAAAAUAUUAUUGUAUCCUCAGUAUUGGCGAGAUAUAGACAUGAUUCAAAAGUCAUAUUCUUUUCAAUCGGAUAGUGUUACCAUCACGGGGACUAAGGCAAAAUUAAUGACUGCAGUAUCGAUUGUAACUUCUGCUUUUUAUCCUACAGAUACAACGAAUCUACUUACGUGUUCUACACUUUUUAACGAUGCCUGUCAAGAAAAAUGUCCAGUGUACUUAGAAUUAUGCUUAGAAAAUAUAAGUUGUAAGAAUGUAUCAUCUUCAGUUACGAUAUCGAAUGAAGCAAAUAUAAACUCUAUAAAAAUAUUUACUUUUAAUGAUUCUCAACAAGCCUUUAUUUUUUCGGGUCCAGAAAAUCGUGACAGCGACACAGGAAAUGUAUCACUUUUGUCUGCUGUGAUACAAUUUCCUAAAAACAUUGAAAUGCAAACGCACCCACCUCUCAUUUCGUUUAAAAUUGCCGAAAUCAGAGCUUCCUUAGAUCCACUUUUCUUUGAAUGGUUGGAAUAUCGUAUCACUUAUCACAAAUCAGGAAACAUAUAUAUACGUUCGGAUAGUCAACAAUUCAUUACCGAAGGUACAUCAUCUGAUACAGGAACAAGGAAGAAAACAUUUCCAAGUCUACACGAAAGCGUACAUAGCUCGUCAGACAAAGAGAAAAAAAGAUCAGCUAUGACAGAAAAAUCAAAAACACUACGAAAUGAUGAAACGCAAAAGAAAAGUGAAUUUAAGCUGGAAGGAGAACAACAGAAACCGGGAAUAUUGAUGAGAUUAGCAGAGACAUAUUCGUGGUGGUGCAAUCUUGUGCUAAAUGGUUAUAUAGGACAUAUUAUCAUUUAUAUACCCUCUGAUACAAUGAGUGGUAUUGGAGCUGAUGGUAUAGAACAAGCGAAAGAUAGAGCUUUAAUGGAAAAUCAAGAUUUACAAAUAAUGAUAAUAAAGCUACCAAGUCUUCUUAUACACUCAUCUAAUCUGAAUGCUGAGAUGCUGAAUCCAUAUCUACAGAAUCUUCCUGCUAAAUUACCGGAAUCAAUGUGGACAUGUCGAAUGCAAAGUUUUCCAUGGACAUUAAGUCUUAUUGAUUUUCAUUGUUAUACGUUACAACAGCAAAAUCAAAAAAAAUUUUUUAAAAAAAAGUUUAUAUUAAAUGCUACAGUAGCUCUUACAACUAAGACUGCUACAACUCAGUUAAAUAUACUUACUGCUUUAAGUGUUUGUGUACACAUUGAUAAUUCGCCUAUUAUUAUUUCAUUCUCGGAGGACCAGGUUAAUUUUAUGAGCAAUAUAAUUUCAAAUAUUAUAAAAAUAUUACAAAGUUUAUGUACUUCUCGAAACGAUAAUGCAAUUAUACCACAAAUGAGCAAUGAAAUGCAAAUUGUUCUUCCUGCUAUACCUCAAACUCCAUCCACUCCGACUCAAAUGAUGUAUCAAGAAGAUACUACCAAUUCAACUAUGUCUACAUCAAAAGAUGACUUGGAAAAAGACGAUUUAGUUGUAACAGCAUGGAUUCAGUGGACCAUAACAAAAGUAGCAAUAAAAUUAUACAUUAUGGGACAAGAAGAUACACCGUCUUUAAAAUUAAUGUUGGAAUUGGAAGAUAUUAUAACAUCUUUAGAUUUGCAAUCAGUUUAUAUGCAAUUAAAAAAUAAAAUAACAACAGCUACAAUAUUUCACUAUAUUAGAAGUCCACAUACAUUAAACUGGGACAUUGGUGAAUAUGCUGGACUAAUACUCUGUGGAAGGGAAGAUAAUUUAGAAAAAAGUGAUGAUUCUGGUUUUGUGAGUUUUACACUUACACGUGCAAAAUCCGGAAAUGUGUACACACGUUGGGGUACUCACAAGCGUCAUAAGCCUCAAAAGAAAGAACUGCUAAUUGAUUCGACGCUAUCUACAAAUGGCUAUAUUUCUGAAAUACUUAUCAAAAUGCAAAUGGUUGAUAUAAUCCUACCAAUUAGUGUAAUUAGUAAAUAUGUUCAAUUGGUGAAACCUUUUACAUAUCUCGGUUCAUCUAUCGAGAAAAGCACAGAAACUAUCCACAGUAAAAACAUGGCAACACCAUUACUUGGUAUAACCAAUUUAAAUAAUGAAUCAUUGCCAUUAAUACAUUUAGAAUUCAAAGGUUUUCGUCUCAUGAUGCCAGCUUGCACUGACACAAAUAAAUUACAACAUGAUUUACUGAUGCUUCAGUUGGAUGGUAUUCGUAUUACACCGGAUGCGGAAAAUCCAAUUUGCAGAACUCCAUUGCGCACCGACAUUUAUCAAUUGGCCGCUCAGGCAAAUAUAUUAAAUGUACCAGGCUCCGCUGUAGAAGAUCGUCAAUAUCAGAUUAACGUUAAAGGAGUAUGUGCAUAUUCCACUACGUGGAAGAAUUAUCAGCUAAGCAUUAAUAAGAGAAUGUCUCAAUCAUACUUGUAUACAAUGAACGAGAAUCCAGCAUUAGAAUGGAAUAAGCUCGGGAAUGGUAGUAGUCUAGAUCCAUAUUUUUCAACAUCUUCAGUGUUAACAAAAUUUGAUCUCUGUUUAAUUAUUGCACCAGCUGUCACAUUUAAAGGAGACAUAAUAGUCUGUGGAAGCGCCAUUGAAGUAAAUUGUAUUACAGAUAUAGAAUUGACAAUAAAUUUAGAUCAAAUUAAAUUAAUAUCGACGCUCAAUAAUGAAUUUAUAACAUUAUUAUCUGAAAGUUUUGAGAAAGUUGAUGAUAAAAAUAGUUCUAAUACUGUAGUUCAAAGAUUUUCUUCAGGACCUCAAAAUAUGAAACCAAUUAGUUGGUUGAAACAGACAUCAGAUGAUUCAGAUAUUGAUUUUACAAAAGACAGUGGUAUUGAUUUUGAAAUGUCCAGCAUGCAUUCAACAGUAAUUGGAAGACCUACAGUUACUGAAACUAUGAUACUUUCACCAUUUGAAUUUUUAGUAAAUUGUGGAAAAAUAACACUUAUUUUGUAUGAAGUCCAGAAUACAUUCCUUGAUUUAGAAGAUAGUGUGGAUAUGCACAAAACUGACUGUGAAGAUGACAAUGACAGUGUAAAGCAACCAUUACUUUAUAUAAUGAUCAAUCAACCAAAUAUUUAUUUCUCUCAGCAACAUUUAUCUAAAAAGAUACAAGUGUCUUGUUUCGAUAUAACAACAGCGCUUGGUGAUACACAAAAUCUAAACACGAUACCGACCGAAAAAGAUUUCAAAAUUUAUAUGAUAGAAACAAAACAUGGAGAUCCACAUCCAGAUACGGGUAUCCCGCCUUCUUUUGUGACAAUAAAAUCUGAAAUGAUUCUAAGUAAGAACCGCCAGUUUUUCAUCGAAAUGGGACGACCGACAAAAGUACAUCUCUCUUUGUCUCGACUCAAUAAACUCUAUGAAAUACGAAAUAAGGUAUUAUCAUGUUUUAUUGAUGACGAUCUUACGCAAGUACCUAUAGAAAAGAAAGACAUUUUUCAUAUGGAUUCUCAAAAUUUAGCAGCGCCAACAAGAGCGAGGAAAUUCUGUGUACCUGAUUUGCAUUUAAAUACAAGACAGAUCGUAUUAUCUUUGAAAACUGAUACCGGAGCAGAAAUUAUUAUCAGCUUAGCAUCAUUAAAUGGAAAUGUAUCGACGCUUGUGAGACCAGACAGGAUAUAUUCAAAUUUGUCCAUAGACUCUUUCAUUAUAUCUGCUAUUUUAAAUGGAAAUAUUAAGGUGCUGCUAAAUCCGUGGUGUUGCAAUGUAAUAACUUGUUUACUUUGGGAGUCUUCGUAUAAUAGCGAGACCAUCCCGCAAAUACAAAUACAAGCAGAUAGUGAAAGUCUUUAUCUCGAUUUCGGACCGGAUCAGAUAAAAAUUAUGAAAAUGGUUAUGCAAGAUUGUCAGUUACUCUUAACUGAGUUUACUUCGUUGUCUACGAGUGAAAAUAAAAAUGAAAAACAAAUCGUGCUAUCGAAUGAACAACACUACAAGGAUGAUCUGAAAGCAGGUGCAUUCCAAUUUGUCGAUGGCACUGCGGAUGAGUUACCGUUUCCAUAUCAAGUAGUAUUCUUCGUUUAUCCUCAGCAAGCGAUGGCUUGGCGAUACCCGCAACCACGCACUUUAACAAGAAUACACAUAUCUCCCGUUCCAUUUGAGGCAACGGAUAUCGAUGGCAAUUAUAUUGACAAAAUUCCUUGCAUUCUUGAGUAUUGGAGCGAUAGCCACAUGUCGUAUCAGCGUUAUGCCGAUUUUUAUUUAUCGGAAACUGAUUCGUAUCGAUUAGAUCUCCCGGAAAAGGCACCAGCGCGAGCAGUAGCUUGUGUAUGGCGCGUGGUUAUUUUAUCCAACGGCAAGCGAUCGCUCUCAAAAAAUAUAGUUUCUGCUCGUGCUCUCGCUGCUUGUCUACGCAUCGAUUCUUAUUUCAAUCCUUUGUUAAUACCGAAUAUACAAAUCGCCUUGAAUAUCGGCGUUCUUCAUGUAUCUCUGUACAAUCAUAUUGAUACAACUGUAUACAACAACUUGCCACCACCACUGGAUAAAUAUAUCUUGAAUGGAAAAAUUCCCGAGAUACAAUGUUUCAUGUCCGUGGAACAAAAGGGAGCUGUUCUGGUAUUAAAUAAAUGGAUAGAUGAUUCUAUAUUGCUCGACAUUGGCGGCAGCCUGAGUAUACACAUAUUGGAUUACAGUCAUUUAACUAUGCAAGAAGUGCUGGACGCCCUAGAAGGAAGAUUUCAAUUGUCGUUGUCGGACAAAAUAGACAUAUCCUUAACAUGCAACCCUUUCACAUUGAAAUUAGGCCCAACAAUAACUCACACUCUUGCAGUUUCCACUCAUUUGUGGUUGGCGUCUUUUAAUGAAGAAGAAAAGAGCGUAAUUGUGCUAACACGUUACGUAAUUGCCAACGAUAGCAAUAUACCCAUACGUUUUGGUCAAAGUGGUACUGGAGAUAGUAUACUUCUUGAGAGCAGACAAUGUAACUUUUAUUCUUGGCGACAAAUUGGCAAUCAAACAAUACGAAUAUCGAUUGAGGAGAAUGCUUGGGUGUGGAGUCGGCCGUUUCCUGUUAACAAGGAUGGAAUUCAGGUGAUAGAAUUCAAUAAUUCGGUGACUAAUACAGCAGUCUUCGUAAACGUUACAUCACUCUCCGCCACGCAAAAGCUUGUAACAUUUUCGGGACAACUUGUAAUUUCCAAUCAAUUAAUAGAUAAUUUUGAGAUGAGAUUGGUAAAAUACGAAGAAGUUUGCUCAAAAGUGACAGUGUCCAAGGAGGUAUAUCCUAUUCCGGGCAAGAGCUUUCCGUCAUCUAUCAUGCUUGAAAACAACAAAAAGAUGGCUAUGCGGCUACGUUUUACUAAUUUAACGCAUUUGUCUUGGACUGGAGAUAUUCCAUUGCAACCCAACAUCAAAUGGGGCCAGCCGUGGCUCGUCAAAGUACCUCUGCAAGAACGUGGUCAAUUCUUGAGUAUCUGGGUACGGAUUGUGACGCAAAUGAUACAAGAUAAAGUGAAAAUCCUCGCAGUGCUAAGUCCCCUCUAUAUGAUCCGAUCGCAUUUACCUGUACCGGUUAAAGUACAAAUGGAAACGCCGUCACUGAAGAUGUCAUCGAGCACGAUGGUGAACGGUCGAGGCGAGUGUCAGCAGUUAUACUGUCCUGGUACGUUCGAGCACUUUCACCAGCUGACGUUUCAACUGGAAUCCGGAGUUUCUGCGUCGAAUCCUUACGUGCCACUUUCGUACAGUUCCGUGGAUCAACGAAAAUUUUUUCGAAGACCCGAGGUCGAGGACAUCGAUAAAAUUCUGCAAGAUCUCAAGAAUGGAAAGGACGAGGUGAACUGGCCUUUUCAAGGAGAUGAUAUCGAGGAAUGGAUAUCUGCGGAACAGCCGCAGACACAUGUACAAGUGAAGUACCAAGACGCAGGACUGGUCUCUAGCACUUUGCUGCUGGAACUCCAGCCUUGGUGCUUCGUAAUGAACUCGCUAGGCUGCCACAUCUCGUUAGUAUCGGAGGAUACGGAACUUUGCCAGAUCCCUCACUACGGCAUAGUCACGCCGCCCAAGUUGGAAAGCACUUUUCACGUGGGUGUCGGUAUCGGCGACACUUACUACACGUCCCCAACAUUACAAUUGGCACGACCCGAUUGGAGCCAGAGCUUCUACAUGCCUCGAAUCUGCGGUCUCGUGCCAGUGGGGAACAUCAAAACAUCCGUGGAUUGCGGCACGAGCGUGUCCAUCCUGAACAUCGGUUCGUCCAUGCACGAAGACAUGCGUUUGGUACGGAUUACGAGCAGCCAUGUGAUCGCAAAUCUGACGUCUCAGGAAUUGUGCGUGGCCACGCUUGCGGUGCACGAGGAAGCACGGGAUCUGCCGUUACCCCAUGACCUCACUCCUUGUAGUCUAAAUAUCUCGCCAUCCGAGGACCAAAGACAAGGCACACCGGCUAGGCAGUGGUACACAUUGUACACGGAGAGCAAUGUCGAACCGCUUGUGUUAUACAUAUCUCUUAGCCUCGGCCACAGGUGGUCCUGCCCGAUCAGAGUGGACCAAACUAUAAGUCGCAAAUCCGUCGUGAUUCCGAACGGUUCGUCCACCGUCCCAGUCAUCGUGACGACGCAGGAGGAUAAAGGCAGUACGUUCAUCGUGAUACACGACGACGAUCAUCCGCAAUUGUUAAUCGAGAACGCUUGCGGCUUUAAGAUCCUGCUGGGUCAAGCGGAUGAAAGAGGAAACGAGAUAUUACCGGACAGCGUUCAUUUUACAUGGAUAUGCGAAGUCGACAGCGGAGCAACGUCCCAUUAUUCUCUUCCCUGUGUCAGUAACAGACUACCUGACACUGCAGUCCCGAGCGCGUCGAACGUGUUAUUAUUUUCCACCGUGCAAAAUGAUCAGAUAGCAGGGAAGGCGAAUCUAAAGUGGUCGAGAGGUGUUAAUCUAUCUGCGUUGUCAUCUACGCCGAUAGAUCAAUAUCUACGACUACCUUCCUAUGGUGACGUAAAACUCAUAAUGUAUAAUCGCUGUUACACCACUCACAUAAGCGUCGUGCCUAUCUCCCAAAUUGAAAUAUCCGCCCAAGACAUUAGAAGCAGAUUAUUGCGAAAGAAAAAUGCGGCGAAAGAUCAUGACACCACGUACAAUAAUUCUCCACCGUUGAGAAGAUCAGAAGAGGACAAGUUAUUACCAUAUGUACAAAAUUCGAGUAGUUCAACAUCGUUAACGAGCUUUUUCUCGGCUCAAGAAGAUAUCUUGAUGAUGGAACAGAUACCUGUCUCGUCCAGUUCAAAACAGAUAAUUCCAAAGAUGGCAGAUACAAAAGCUUGCGUUGACGAAAAUCGUUUGAGGUCUACCGAUGACGCUAAUUCAAUUAAUUCAAAGGAAGGCUCUGUAAUAGCUUAUCUGCGUGCAUGUACUAUCGUUAUCCUCCAUGAUAUCAAUGAAAAUGCACAAAGGAUCGAAGUCGCAAACUUAUCUAUGACGGAUUUGGUCGUCACCGUGAAUUCAAAGGCCAGAUUUAUUAAUCUCUAUUGUUACAUAGGUGAUUUACAAUUAGAUAAUCAAUUGUUCGAUCAAGGAGGUUUUGAUUUUCCUGUAGUACUGAUAAAUCAGAAUCCUUUACCGAACAAAGAAAUGGCAUUUUUUAGUAAUAAUUGUUUAAUGACGAACAUGGAAAAAAUUAAACAAGAUUCUUUGAUCGCCAUCGAGUACGUCUGGGAAAGAAACGGAAGUACGAUAGCAUCAAAGGAAUAUCGUAUGAAAAUUGCACCUAUUAGUGCGUACAUUGAGGAUACAUAUAUAACGCAAUUAUUAGAUUAUGCGACUUCGAUGAUACCACCACGUUUGGUACUGAGUGACGGUGUUAAAAAGAUACAACCAGUAAUUACGUCGAACGCAAUGUAUAUACCGGAGUACAUUAUGAUCGAUUCAAAAAUAUUAAGCAAGCCACUGAGAUUACAAAACUUUGUGAUAGAACCGUUAUCGAUUUUAUUAAGCGUUCAUACUUCUAUGCGGCUCUACAUUGCUUUGGAUCAUUCUCCGUUAUACUUUGGUACCUUUGAAAGAAAGAACUUACUGACUACCCCUUACAGGCUUGGCAAUGCACUUACCAUGCAUUAUUUAUCUGGUGCCAUAUUCGGAGCAGGCUGGGUAGUUGGAUCAUUAGAGAUACUUGGAUCUCCGGGAGGUCUGGCACAAGCGCUUGGAUCCGGUCUCAGAGACUUUGUUUCGUUGCCAUUCCAAGGAUUAUUACAAGGUCCAUGGGGUUUUAUCGUUGGAAUUACACAUGGAUCAGCUAGUCUAAUGAAACAUGUCACAGCAGGUACCGUGAAUUCUGUAACGAAACUGGCAUCUAGUGUCGCACGAAAUUUGGAUCGUUUAACAUUGGACGAAGAACAUCUUCAACGACAAGAAGAAUCGCGCAGAAUGCGUCCUCAAGGGAUGGCGCAAGGACUUUAUCAAGGUUUAACUGGUCUCGGAAUGAGUUUGCUUGCGGCCGUGGCGGGCUUGGCGCAUCAUCCUUUACAGCAAGUAUGGUCAGGUGAGGCGACAACCAAAAGUUUAGUAACCGGAGUUGGACUUGGUUUAGUUGGUGUCGUUACUAAGCCACUGAGCGGUGCUGCUGAAUUAGUUGCUCUCACAGGUCAAGGAUUGUUACAAGGAGCUGGGUGGAAUUCGUUGCCUGCGCCACGUCAGAGACCAGUCGUACAGUAUACUACUGGCAAUAACAGCACGUCUGUUCGGUAUACCUGGCGUUUGUCACCCUUACUCGAUCACAGCCACGACAGCAUCCUUCAUGUAACCAGCGCAGAUUACGUGAUUCAUCAGGGUAGUAAUCGCGCAGUGACGCUUGUCCUCACGCGACAAGCUUUAUUACUUGUUAAUAUGGCAGAGGACAGCGUAGAACGAAUAUUUUCCUUGAAAGAACUAACAAGUGUCGAUCAUAUCACGGAGUCGACAAUGUUGUGUUUGUAUUGUCCACCGACCGCAAUACAACUGAGUAGACCUUUAUCACCGGCUGAACACGAGAUGAAUCAAGAAAUGAGAGCGCGAGUAGAGGAAUACGUGCGAACAAGCAGUACUGGUUUGGCUAGUGUAUCAACUAAUAGCGACAGACAGUCUGACACCUUCGAGAGAGCAUCCCCACAUCCGGAACAUACACUUACAUUUUACGUUUGCCCCGAUACUCGUAAUUAUUUAUUAUCACUAUUCAACCAAGCCAAGCGACAAAAUCAAGGUUCCGGUUUUGCCGUUUUAUAAUAAAAUAUAAUUUCAAAAAAGAACAAAUUGCAAAAUAAUUCAAUGAUUGAAAAAAUAUUUUAUAUAUAGUUCUUUAUAUCAAUUCAAAUCCAAAUUUGAUAUUCUUUUCAUCUUUUGAAUAUUGAAGCACAUAUUUCCAGGAAUAAUUCAAACUUAAAGUUAUAGGCAAAUAGUAUUAUAAUUUAAAAAAUGAAUUAAAAAAAGUGAUUCUCAAAUCUUUAAAUAAACAUAAUCAAGUGUCAUGUACUUGAAUGGUUAUUCUUAUUUUUAUUAAAAUAUAUUGCGCAAUUAUUGCUUUUGUUUUAUAUAGGGAACAUAUGUUACGAAUUUAUAAUAUAUAAAUUUAUUAUAAAUCCAGCGUAUAAGCUAAACAAAGUAUACAAAUUCUAUAAAAAUAUUUAUAACAACGUUGUUUAUUUAAAAAGGAUUCAUGCAAAAA